AUGCACCAUCGGACAGUCAACGGACAAUCGUACUUGUAUCACGGUACCCGCAGCUGUUGGGGUGGAUUUAAGCGCCGCCGAGAGAAAUACGGUGAGCUGAAGGGCAAUUUUGCGCGUGCGUUCGGGUUAGGGUUUUGGCGAUGGUGGUCGCGCUUGGAAAUGAUAACGGUGAUAGCUGAGAAGGGGGUUCCACUAGACCUCAUCACGCCGAACACCCCACCGGCCCCCAUCUUUCUUGAUCAAGGGGAUAAUGAGAUGGGCGGACAGGACAGUGGCGAUGCCACGGGGGGUUAUAAUGAAUUUUCUAAGACCAGCUAUGUCGAAUCUAUAAAUUUCUGGUUCUUUCUUCCCAUCCAACCUGAAGCGCUUGUGCAGUAUCAUGCUCCUCAUUGGUUCCCAUUUCUUUCUCUACCCCACAGAUUCAGCGGGGACGGCCGCUUUCGAUACCCCUAA
Messenger RNA from Tuber melanosporum (Perigord truffle), 453 nucleotides. RefSeq lists its product as uncharacterized. The transcript has a single exon. The record is from RefSeq and is a predicted model, not a curated record. Lineage: Eukaryota; Fungi; Ascomycota; Pezizomycetes; Pezizales; Tuberaceae. The coding region runs from base 1 to 453 and encodes 150 amino acids.